Messenger RNA from Plenodomus lingam JN3, 2859 nucleotides. Lineage: Eukaryota; Fungi; Ascomycota; Dothideomycetes; Pleosporales; Leptosphaeriaceae. The record is from RefSeq and is a predicted model, not a curated record.
AUGGACGCCGAUCGCUUUCGCCAACCUGCGCUGUCGCAGUACCCGUCGCUGAGCCAGCAGCAGUACAAUGGCCUGCCCACGUUGCCACCACUACAGAGUGGCUCGCAAUUCGGCUCGUUGUACGGUCACAACAGCAACCCUCAGACGCCCCAGGCGCCGAACACGCCUGUAACCUCUGCGCCCAAUGCAAACUCGACGAUGCCGCCGCUACAGCAUCCGCCGCUUAGGCCCAUUCAGCCCUCACCUUCUGCCUACCUGCCCAUGACGUCGGCCUACUCGCAGGCGCCCAUGAUGCCCACCGCCGCUGCGCACAACGGCAACCACCAAAUGGGCCCCGGCCAAGCCAUGGGACUGCAACACCCCUCGCUAUACCCACAUCCUCCUGUGCUACCCAACCAAGAACCAGAGCCUCUGCACGUCGUCGGUCAACAGGGUCGUCGCGGCGUUCUGCCCACCCACCCUGGCCGGCCUGCCCCAGCCGCCGGCAAGGCACCCACCACGGCCUCGAAGAAUGCAGAGGGCAAGUACGAGUGCCCUCACUGCAACAAGACCUACCUGCACCUGAAACAUCUGAAGCGCCAUCUACUUCGACACACUGGCGAGCGACCCUAUCAAUGCCAUCUCUGCAAAGAUACUUUCAGCCGAAGCGAUAUUCUGAAGCGUCACUUCCAAAAGUGCUCAAUACGAAGAGGUAACCCGACGGGCGCGAAUCAUCUGCAACAUGCGCAACAACAUCUGCAGAAGAACAGACAGCCAAGCGGUGCCGAGCAAAACUCAUACCUCAACCAUAUUGGCGGUACGUCGAUGCCCUACGCCGAUGCGGGCUAUGCCAUGGGCAUGCCGCAGAUGCCUCCUGUGGGAACCAACGGUUUCGGUGGCGAUUUGCCCUCGAUUGCCAACCAUCAAUCCAUGUCUGCACGUACCUCUCGCUCCAACAGCCUGAUACGCCCAGGCAGUGGAGCCGAGGAUAACCGGCGGAGCAUGUCGGCGCUGGAAUUUGCGAAUAAUCGGAUGAACUUUAAUGACUUCCGCCCGGACGGUGUACCCAAUGGUUAUGCGCAACAACAGAACCAGAACACGUCUGCAGUAAACGACUCGACGAAUCACUACAACAACUACGACCACGGGGCUGCGAACAAUGCCAUGACACAGAAUGGGAUGCCCGUGAAAUCCGAGGGCACGGAUGCCGGAAACUAUGGAGUGUCAACGUUGCCAAACGUUGACGGCAUGUCGAAUGGUCCGGAUGCCUCUCUUUGGCGGAAUGGUACGUUCAACGGCGAAUCUCACCUCAUGAAUACCAGCACGGCAGAUGAUACACCAAAUGAUACUUUGUUCGGGCUCUACUCGCACGCACCCGGCUAUCCUGAUUCGUCCCCCCUGUCUGAUAACUGGUUUCUGAAUCACUAUCAGUCUGACCCCCUACAAGAAUUGGCCCAGGCCCUGUUGGCUUAUUGCUUCCCUAAUGCGCCCUUGCUCGCUGGCCAACGCUCCAGCGAGGCAAAUGCGUACGAAGGGCUCAAGACCAUCGUGACCGGAGAGAAUGUCAAGGACUUCCUACAUGGCUACCGACACUACCACGCGCAUUGGCCUCUUAUUCAUACGGCGACAUUUAAUCCACUUUCGGCCGAUCAUGGUCUUGUGUUGGCCAUGUGCUGCGUUGGCGCCGUCUAUUCUGAUAGACUGGGUGACAAGGAUGUGCGUUGGAUGAUGGAACUUGUGCGCGCUUGCGUUUUGAGGUCCAGCCGCGUCUACAGGCUGGUGCAAGCCCCGAACCAGGUGGUCGACCUCAACCGGCCAACGUCGGCUACUACGGAAGAACUCCAGGCCUUGGCUCUCCUUCAUUCCCAGUUCUCCUGGCACGGCUCGCAGAAACAACGUCAGCAGGCAAGAGAUGAGUUUUGGGCUCUGGCCAAUUUGAGCCGUCGUACUGGCUUGCUGCAACCACUUCCGCUCGAUAAUCCCAACGCAAGCGUGCUUCACCAGCCAGGACCCUUGACUGGCGCCGAAGUCAACUCUUGGAACUGGACAUUGUGGAUUGAGAAUGAGAAGCGUGCGAGACUGAUGUCCUUCAUCUUCCUAAUCGAUGCCUCGUCGACAAUCUUCUUCAACACCCAACCACAAUUUGAUGUCAACGAGGUCCGGGUCCCGUUGCCCGCUGAUGAUGCCGCUUGGGAAGCCAAGACUGCUGAGAAAUGUGCCAAUGCCCUGGGUCUGCGAGGAGAGGCAGCUCAGGCUGACAACGAGAGUGGGACGAAACGAGCGAAGCAGUUGGACAUGUCCGAGGCCUUACGUGUACUGUAUGGAGCUGGCCAAGGACGCCUCCCAAUUCGGGCGACAAACGUCUUUGGCAAGUUUGUCCUCAUACAUGCGAUCCACGUUCAAAUCUACAAUAUCCAGCGACAGAUCUUGCGACGCGUGAAUUCGAGUGGAACAAGCACGCCUCAAUCUCAGGGUGGCAGCCCUUCGACAACCAGCAGUGGCGUCAGUGAACAGGCUCAACAUUUGCUCCGCUCCACCGUCAGUGCUCUGGAAGUCUGGAAGACGUGCUGGGACACGGAUUUGGCGAUUCAGUUCAAGCAAAACCAACCCCGCUGGGGCUUCUGUCGCGAUGGCAUUCACUUUUACUUUUUAGCACAGAUUUUCCUCCGCAAAUCGCGGUCUGAAGAGUGGACAGCUCCUCCAGACCUCCGUUGCAAGCAGGUCUUCAACAUUUUGAAGCAGAUUCGUUCUCACGUCGCCUCCGACUCGGCUCAAAAGGGCAUUGAAUUUGGAUCGGUGACGACAAUCGGCGACGACUAUGGAGUGGCCGACAUCACUCUGAACAUGAAGAGCCUGUUUAAACCUCUGGGCGAACAAUAA